CCAUUCGAUUUUUCAUUGAUAAACAAAAGAAUACACCCUAGCCGGCCAGGGCGGUCUGAGAGAGAUAUACAUAUAGAGCUAUAGAUUUUGGAUCGCUAUGGCAUCACAACAGACGUCAAGAGUAGCUAAUAACAUUCCUAAUUUCAUCGAGCCAUGGGCUAUGGCUGCACUCAUGUUGGCUGGAGGGAUGGGGGCUGCUUUGAACUAUGCUCUCUAUCCGCACUUGGAACAGCGUUUUGACCUGCCGCUGGAUAAAGUACUCCAAGACAUGGGCUAUGUUGUGCAUUCACUGCAAGCUCUCAAGACAUUUCUAUCUGUGCUGUUUGGUGCGAUUGGUGGCAUCUUACUUCUGUUUUUUGCGGUGGUGAUGAAAGUGAUGGUGAUUAGGUUUUUACUUGCUUGUAAUGGAUGGUUUCUGACUCCCAAAAAUCCAGUGAACAAGGUGUGGUACAUGCUGAUGCUUGCACUCGUGGGUUCCAAGAACAAAGGACUAGGUAACUACCAAGACUACCUUCCCUCACUGCCUGUCCCUCCGCUCAAGGCUACUCUCAAAAAGUACCUGAACUCUGUGAGACCACUGCUCACCUCUGAAGAAUAUGAAGCCACGAAAGCAGCUGUGAAAGCAUUUCCCCUGGAUCAGGGUUGGAAACUGCAACUGCUGCUAAAGCUAAGGUCUUGGACCAAUCGCAAUUGGAUCAAGGAAUGGUGGGCUAAUUUCAUAUACCUUCGGCAAAGGUCACCCAUUUCCUUUAACUCCAACUAUUUCGCACUGGCCAACUACAAGAAUCCAACAUCUCAUGGAGUAGAUCGAGCUGCCGGCAUGCUCUACUUUUGCAUGAAGUAUCAGUCUGAAGUGGCUCAACACACUGCUAAGAAUGCUAUAGCCAACAAUGUGGUUCCAAUGUGCUCUGCCAACUUCAAGCAUCUUCAUUGCACUACUAGAAUUCCUGGUGUGGAGAGGGACAAAAUCGUCUGGUAUGGUGAUCAAAACCCCACCCAUGGCGUCGUUAUUAGAAAAGGAAAGUUCUUUGCAAUAGAAUUGUUCAAUCUCAAGAAUGGGAAACUUAUAUCUCCCAAGCAAAUCAAGAAGCAGCUAGAGAAAGUGAUUGAACUUGCUGGAGAUGAAGAGGACCAGUCGUGUGUGGCUGCAUUCACUGCUCUCCCUCGGGCAAAAUGGGCGGAGGUACGCAACAGACUAGAGAAGAAUCCAGUCAACAGCAAGAUACUCAAACUCAUUGACUCUUCAACAGGAAUGCUUGUCCUGCAGUCAAACCCAGUAGAAAGUUCAGAUUUGACAGCUGUAUCUCAGAUGCUUUUCCAUGGUGAUGUGAACAAUCGAUGGUUUGACAAGAGUGUACAAGUGAUAGUCACCCCUAAUGGGACUACAGGGGCCAAUGUAGAGCACACACCUUUGGAUGCUACCAUUUGUUCGCAGCUCUGGGAGUAUACUCUCACAUCCGAGAGACAAGUAUACGAUGAACAAGGACAUGUAGUGGACCUCCCUGAUGAAGACAAAGAUGUUCAGCUCAUGCCUCCAACAAAGCUUGAGUGGGAGUUGGAUGGUUUUGAAGGUGAUCUGAAGGAAGCACGAGAGAACCUUGAGGUGAUGAUUGCGGACUCUGAUCUGCUCUCAGUCACACCUAGCUAUGGAAAAAGGAUUCCUAAGAAAUGUAGGCUCAGUCCUGAUGGGUGGUUUCAGAUGGCUAUUCAAUUGACCUACUACCGACUGCACCAGAAGUUUGUGCUCACGUAUGAGUCUGCCACUACCAGGCUGUACUAUGAGGGCAGGACUGAGACCAUUCGUCCAGUGUCUGAUGAUUCUGUCGCGUUUGUCAAGUCCUUUGAUGACCCCACUGUGUCCAGGGACAACGUCAAGAAGAUGCUGAAAAAGGCCAUUGAAGUCCAGAGUGGCUACAAGAUGGAGGCCAUGAGGGGACUGGGAGUGGACAGACAUCUGUUUGGGCUCUACGUUGUUGCCAAGGGCUUGAAGCUCGACCCAAUGCCCAAACUCUUCACUGACAAGGCCUUCAAUCUCUCCUUCACCCUCUCCACCUCCCAAACGCCAGUCAAGUCCACUCCUCUGUGGGACAUAAAUGUCUCCUCGUGCAUGGGUGGGUUUGGUACCGUGACUGAGGACGGGUAUGGAAUCUCGUACAUCAUUGUCGGCGAAGAUGACAUCAACUUCAGUAUACACACCAAGAGGAAUUGUCCUGAAACAGACUCGAGGAAGUUUGGAGAUGCUCUCCUAAAAGCAUUCGAAGAUAUGAAAGCUCUCUACUCAGAGGAGCUCCAAUAGGAGCUUCACAUUUUGCAUACAUUUUACAUUAGGCCAAACCCUCGCAAAUUGGCAUACACGUUGAAACUGACUUACUUAAUAUACUUAGAAGUUUCAUAUUUACUACUUCAUUUGUUUGUCAAACUAGCUCCUUUAUUUUUUCUAUACUUCAUUUGUUUUUUUGUCAAACUAGUUAACUAGAUCUAGUACUUCAUUAUUUGUACACAUUUCUUCAUUAUUUUUCGUGUGAAGUAAA
Messenger RNA from Halichondria panicea, 2531 nucleotides. RefSeq names its product carnitine O-palmitoyltransferase 1, liver isoform-like. The record is from RefSeq and is a predicted model, not a curated record. The transcript has 15 exons. Bases 98 to 2296 code for a protein of 732 amino acids. Gene Ontology annotation, molecular function: carnitine O-palmitoyltransferase activity. Gene Ontology annotation, biological process: fatty acid metabolic process; carnitine metabolic process. Gene Ontology annotation, cellular component: mitochondrion. NCBI's taxonomy places the organism in Eukaryota, Metazoa, Porifera, Demospongiae, Suberitida, Halichondriidae.